AUGAGCCUGUUACCUAAGACCUUCUCAGACGAAGAGACACCUGCUGGGUCAACUGGAGUCAAGCAGAGUACUCUAUCUCCGCGACCAACUGCACACAGAGCGACUCACUUGAUUAGUCCAAAGAUGACACGCUCACACAAAGUCAAUGAUCGUGACCACUCUACCCCGAGCGGCGUGACCGCUCCCAGCGAGAAUAUACCUCGUUAUUUUGCGAAGUCUGGCCCUGUCGAUGCUGAUCCUCGAAAGACCAAGAAGAAUGGGGGAGGUAAAGGAAACUGGGGACGAUCCGGCGAGGAAGUCCAAGAUUAUGCAUACACUUUCAUGAACACCCGGCGCCACUCGAAUAGCAGUCUUCAGGGAAUCUCGGGGUUCAAGACCAAAUUUGAGACUGUCGAGCCUGAACCAGUCUUUGAAGAAGAUCUGCAUGGCCCAGUGACCCAGACUAGCAUUGAUGGGGAACCAGUGAUCAAAGUCGAUAGUGCUAGUAGCGGGGUGAGCGGCGAGAUUGACAAAUCUGGUGACAGGAACGUGGCUGCGGAGUAG
This is a messenger RNA of Aspergillus calidoustus, 543 nucleotides long. The record is from the annotation of a GenBank genome assembly. NCBI's taxonomy places the organism in Eukaryota, Fungi, Ascomycota, Eurotiomycetes, Eurotiales, Aspergillaceae.